GCCAGAGGGAGGCCGCCGAUCGCAGUUUCUUUGAGAGGAAGGACUUGGAUUUUCACGCAGACCGGCGAUCGCUGGUUCAGUACGCUAUCGACUGUCGAAGCUAGCGGACGUGCUCGCGCGGCGCUUUCGCUUCGUUUUGUGUGUUGGGAAAGUGAGACUGGUGAUUGUGAAAAAUUAUGAGGAAAAGUUCAUUUGAAAACGGAAUAAGACAAAAUAUUUAGUGGAAAAAAAAGUUUGGGAAAAAAGUGACAAAAAACAACAAAAGUGAGAAAAUUGAAAAAGAUAUCAGUGUCACACAAAUAGGAAACAAAACGAAGUAAAACGAUUGGAAAAAAAAAAGCAUCAAACAAAAUUCAGUGACUGUGAUUGACAGUGCAAGACACAGAAAUCAAGUGACAUUCGAUCUACCGAGUGUGUCGAUUGUUCAUCCAAGUAGACAGCAAAGCCGCGCAGCAGUCACAGCACGCUAGAUCAUCUCAGAGAUCUAGAACGAGUCGCCGCCACCGCAACAUAACGAAUCAAUUGUGUCCCAGUCUUUGUGCAGCCAACAGAAGAAGAAAAGACAGAAUCACUUGACAAAAAAAAAAUCGUCAGAAUAAUUGGAUUAAGCUCGACGGAUCACACCGAGGGUUAACCUUUUAACCUGGGAUUACGUACUCCGGAGCGGAUACAGCGAUCGACACCGGACCUUUUCAACAGGUUACUCAACUAAAAUGUCUGACUAGGUCACCGAUCCCGACGUAAUGCCAUCGAUAGUGCUAAUUUAGGUGACAGCUAGUGCCAAAAGUGCCUGUUGUAUUUACCAAUAUGGAAGUGUGCAACUGAACGUCAAGUGUACCCGACAACAACAACAGCAACAAAGUGCAAUGUUUUAACCAAUUUGACUCGCUAGAGAGUGGUGUUGCAAAGUUGGCUAGCAGAAGAAAAAGAAGAAGGAAGAAUCCAAAAUGGCAAACCAAGUGCUAACCAUUGUGACAUUUACGACGCUGCUGAUCGCGCGGAUUGAACCCGUUUCAACGUACAAGAUCUCAUCAGCCGAUCCGGACGUGAUACGGAUAAAUCUCGGACACAAACGACUCGUGAAGGAAACGGUUCCCCUGCAUUCGAAGCUGCUGAUCAAAUGCAACUUUGAUGCACCAUCGUGGUUCAAGAAUGGAAACCCCAUCACGACCGACAACCGGCGAGCGAAAUCCCUCAAGUUCAACUCGAUCAAGAAGACCGACGCCGGCUACUACUCGUGUGGCUCCGAGUACGCCGAGUGGUCCAACCUGACGCUGUCGGUGUUCAGCCAGCACGAGGCCGCCGACCACUACCAGAGCGACUCGCCCGGCUCUGGCUCCGGUAACGUUGCCAACCUGGAGAAGAAGAGCCUUUCGUCGGCGGCGGUGGUGGUGUCACCGCUUCAGCAGAACGAGCUCUCCGAGGACCUGCCGGUGUUUGUGGUCGGAAGUCGCGAUCACGUGGCCACGGUUACGAAGCGGGAGGGGGAGUUUUAUCGGUUGCGGUGUGAGGUCGCGGGGGAGCCCAAGUUUCGGAUCAGCUGGAGCAAGGACGGGGAGGUGUUCAACUCGAAGACGGGGAACCGGUCGAACGUUUCGAUGGAUAAGCUGACGGUCGCGGAUAAUGGGGUGUAUGUGUGCCGGGUGUGCAAUGGGCACGUUUGUGUGAACAGUACGACGAAGGUUGAGGUGCUGGUGGGGGAUUCGGAGGAGCCGAUCAUCAGCUAUAACAAUAUGGAGAAGCACUCGCAGGUGUCGAACAGCGACGAGCCGGUUGGGGUGGACUACGUGGACGAUCAUAACGGGGAGGAUUACGACGAAGAGGAGGUUGGUGAAGAGGAGGUUGAGGAUGAGGAAGACGAGGGGGUUGUUGGGGGUCCGUUGAAGGGGUCGGUGCAUGAAACCAGUGAGACUACGGAGAAUCAACCGGUGGUGGGGGGUUCCGGGGGCGAUCUACCUCCUGGGAAGCCGUUCUUCACCAAGCCGGAUCAGCUGGUGAGCCUGAUGCCGAAGCCUUCGGGGAAUAUGGUGCGGUUGCGGUGUCCGGCCGCCGGUAACCCGAUGCCGAACAUCACCUGGACCAAGAACGACACCGCCGUCCAGCGGAACAUGGGCUCGGUGAAGUACGCCAAGUGGUCGAUCGUGCUGGAGGAUCUGGUCGAGGCGGACAGCGGCCAGUACACGUGCAACGUAUGCAACGUCCACGGCUGCAUCCACUUUACGACGACGCUGAAGGUUAAAGAUCGCUUCCCGGCGAGACCGUACAUAAAGGAGGGCUACCUGGUGAACACGACCGUGCUUGUCAACUCGACGGCCCAGCUCGAGUGCCGCACGAUCUCCGAUCUCGAGCCGCACAUCGAGUGGAUCAAGUUUAACGUUGACGUGGAGAACCCGGUCAUUCCGAAGAACAUGACUAAGCUAGAGCGCGACGCCGACAACCCGGAGGUGUUGACCCUGUACAACGUGACCCACGAGGACGAGGGCUGGUACACGUGCGUGGCCGCCAACACGCUCGGCUCCUCGCUCGAGAAGGCCUACCUGCGCGUCGUGGACGAACUGCCCGAGGAUGACAUUCCGACGGCGCACCCCGUGCGCCACCACUCGACGCUGAUCACCGUCAUGACCAUGGUACUAUCGGGCUGCUUUAUGGUGCUCGCGAUCAUCGUGGUGAUCGUGUGCAAGAAGCUGAAGCGCGAAAAGAUGAAGCACCGCGCCAUGGAGCACGUCAACCAGUGGACCAAGAAGGUGAUCGUGCUGAAGCAGCCACCGGUCGAGAACAGCAUCCCCGGGGUGACGGACGCCAUGCAAAUGCCGAUCGUGCGCAUUGAGAAGCAGCGAUCGACGCUGGUUCAGAGUGGCAACUGCGACCCGGCGCUGAUCUCGGAGUACGAGUUCCCGAUCGACCUGAACUGGGAGUUCCCACGGAACAAGCUGCUGCUCGGGAAGAGCUUGGGUGAAGGUGCCUUCGGCAAGGUCGUCAUGGCGGAAGCUCAGGGUUUGGUGAAGGGACAGGCGUCGACCGUGGUCGCAGUCAAGAUGUUGAAGGAGGGUCACACGGACGCCGACGUCAAGGACCUGGUCUGCGAGAUGGAGGUGAUGAAGAUGAUUGGCAAGCACGUCAACAUCAUCAACCUGCUCGGCUGCUGCUGCAAGGACGGCCCACUGUACGUAAUCGUGGAGUACGCCCCGCACGGCAACCUCAAGGACUUCCUGCGGGGUCACCGCUUCGGCACUGCCAACUACGAGGACUUGAUCAGCGGCGUUGGCUUCGGCGGCGACAAGGAGAAGAAGAUCCUCACCCAGAAGGAGCUGAUCUCGUUCGCGUAUCAGAUCGCGCGCGGCAUGGAACAUCUGGCGUCGCGAAGGUGCAUUCAUCGCGAUUUGGCAGCGCGGAACGUGCUGGUUAGUGACGGGUAUGUGAUGAAGAUCGCCGAUUUCGGGCUGGCGCGCGACAUUCACAGCCAGGAGUACUACCGGAAAACGACCACGGGCAAGCUGCCGAUCCGCUGGAUGGCGCCCGAGUCGCUGGAGGAAAAGUUCUACGACUCGCAGAGCGAUGUUUGGUCGUUUGGAGUACUACUCUGGGAGAUUAUGACCCUCGGUGGCAACCCGUACUCGUCGAUCCCGACCUGGGACAACCUGCUGGAGCAUCUCAAGAAGGGAAAGCGACUGGAGCAGCCGCCGCUCUGCUCGAUAGACAUCUACCUGUUCAUGCGCGAGUGCUGGCACUACCGGCCCGAGGAGCGGCCCACCUUCAGCGAGAUCGUCCAGCAUCUGGACCGGCUCGUCAGCAUCACCUCGAACGAGGAGUACCUGGAUCUGGGGCUGCCCCUGCUCGAGACGCCCCCGUCCAGCGACGAUGACGAGGAGGACGACGACGACGGGGACGCGCUGGACGAGCCGGACGGUCGGCAGGCCGAGCGGAUGCGGAUGUACCCGUUCAGCCAUCACCACUUUAGUCAUCACACCACCGAGAGUAGUUUUUAGAAAUGUGCGGGUGAAGCAACGAAUCACAAAGAGCGAAUUUAACCCUGUACUACAAACUACAAGAGACUAGAAGAGAGAGUGAAUGUGUGAGUGCUUUGCAUGAACGAGAGUUGUUAUUUGUUAAGAACAAGCACAAGACUGUAUUUAUUUGAAAAGAUGUGUAUUAUAUAGCUGCAUAAGAACAAAUCCAGAGAGUGGGGGACACUAGUCAGGAAGUCCCGCUGCAGAAAUCCAUGACGUGAAAACGCAACGGCCAUAACAGAGAGAAAUCAAAAUCACGUGUCCAUAUUAGAAACUAAGCCAUCACGCAUUCAGUGUAAAUAGACUUGCAAUCAACCUUAGAGUUUUAAGGCAGCUUAAGUUAUGUUAGAAUUUAUCGACAAACAAACAAAGUAUAGAGAAAAAAAAACCAAAGCGAACCGAAUCGAUUCGAGCAAUACUCAACGCAACCAUAAUUUGAUGUUUCUAGCGUGUGUGUCAAUAAGUCAGAGUUGCAAUACUAGCCUGUACUACCUUCCUACC
Molecule: messenger RNA, 4508 nt
Organism: Culex pipiens pallens (northern house mosquito)
Lineage: Eukaryota; Metazoa; Arthropoda; Insecta; Diptera; Culicidae
Product: fibroblast growth factor receptor homolog 1-like
Exons: 11
Coding region: 948-3986 (1012 amino acids)
Biological process (GO): cell surface receptor protein tyrosine kinase signaling pathway; protein phosphorylation; multicellular organism development
Cellular component (GO): signaling receptor complex
Molecular function (GO): ATP binding; transmembrane receptor protein tyrosine kinase activity
Source: RefSeq, a predicted model, not a curated record